Molecule: messenger RNA, 498 nt
Organism: Parnassius apollo (apollo)
Lineage: Eukaryota; Metazoa; Arthropoda; Insecta; Lepidoptera; Papilionidae
Source: the annotation of a GenBank genome assembly
AUGACCAGAAUACUAAAAGUGUCCGAUGAACUGGCACUAGUAUGCCGAAAAGUAAAUCAGUCGCCAGAAAUCCUCAAUUCUUCUGAAGAAAAAAAUUGUCAAAGACGUGAAAUAGCCUCAUUAUGUAAGAUUAUGAGUAAUCUACGAGCUCUGGUUCUACAAAGUUUCAAAAAAUUGCACCGCACCAGGAUGAAAGUAUUUGAAGGAGAUUUGAGGGCGUUGACUGCUGCUAGAAUUAAGGUUAAUCAAGAAUACAAAAAUAAUAAGAAUGUUGAAGAUGAAGAAUCAAUUAAAUCUAUGAUUAAAUUUGGAGAGGAUGUUGAAAAAGAGUUAAGAACACAAGUAAUUCAAGCACGGGAAGUUAAACCUGGUGUAUAUGAAGCAAAAAUAACAAAAGAAACCUUGAAGGUAGAAAAUAUUCCUUAUAAUGACAAAGCCGUAUCGGAUAAUCCAAAUGGUCCUAGUCCAUGUUGUCAAGAUCAAGCACGAAAUAAAUAA